AAGCUGUUAACCAUCAGCGCCAUCUCGGAUUAUAAUGAAAAGUAGAAACAAAAGAAGUUGUUUACUCGAUUAAUAUUUCGGAUCAGCGCGUUUUGAUGGAAGUUUCCUUUCGAGGCGAUGGCAAUUACGAAGAAUCGCCUUAUGUAUAUAUGCAAACGAUAAUCGCGGCGCUGUUUGCUUCUAUUAUUAUUCACGAACGUCGCGCAUAAAACACGGGUAUCAUUUAAUAUGAGAGGAAUACAUUUACAUUUCGCUGGAAACGACUCUCGAGACGAUUAACGUCGAUCUUUCCUCCCGUUCUUUUGAAGAGUGCGAAAGAGAGAAGGAUAGAAGGAGUGGAAGAACCUGCAGUUAUCACCAACUUUGUUGUGCAACCUCGGCAAUUCCAGGACAAGAGGAUAAUAGAAAAAAAAAACCUCUAAUAAACCAUGGCUAUGAGAGGCAAGGAGAGUGAGAACGGGAUGUACGAGUUCCCUUACAUGAAGCCGCCGCAGAGGAGCGGUUGGGAAACCUUCAGGAGCGCCCUUUACGACUCCAAGAACGGAACCAUCCUUGGAAGGAACGCCAAAAGCUGGGCUCAAAUUUUAACCUUUUACGCACUCUUCUACAUCGUCCUGGCAUGUCUGUUCGCCAUCUGCAUGCAGGCAAUGCUUUCAACGUUGAACGACAAAGAGCCCAAAUGGCAAUUGGACAACGGUUUGAUCGGAAAAAAUCCGGGUCUCGGUUUCAGACCAAUCGCCGAUCGCACCGAGGAAGGAUCACUGAUCUGGUACAACCCGAAGAACAAGAGCAGCAUCGAGAAAUGGGUUAAAUUGACGGAAGAUUUCUUGGAACCCUACCUGCGGAAUGGAACAGGCAGCAAUAAGAUGUCGUGCGAUUUCGAUCAACCCGCCAAGAAAGGCCGAGUUUGCGACGUCGACAUGAACAAGUUCCAAUCUUGCGGACCAGCGCACAGUUUCGGAUACUCUUCGACUUCGCCAUGUAUCUUUCUAAAGCUCAACAGGAUCAUCAACUGGGUACCGGAAUUCUACAAUGACAUUAACGAUUUGCCCAGCGAUAUGCCCAAGCAGCUAGUGGAUACCAUCAAGAGCAAGAAGCCGGAGGAAAGGGACCAGAUCUGGGUGACCUGCGCGGGAGAACAUCCCGCCGAUAAGGAGCACGUCAGCAAGUUUGAAUACCUUCCGUACCUGGGCUUCCCCGGAUUCUAUUAUCCCUACACCAAUGACAAGGCGUACCUGAGUCCUCUGGUCGCCGUCAAAAUCGUCACCCCGAAACCGAACGUUGUCAUCAACAUCGAAUGCAGAGCGUGGGCCAAAAACAUUAACUACAGGGGUGGAAACCAGCAACGCGAAGGUUCUGUCCACUUCGAGAUCAUGAUGGACGCGUGAUGAUGACGACCAUAAUCAUAUCCUCCCUCAAAAAAAUAAAACCAUGAUAUAAAUAUAUAUAUACAUGUGCACACAAUAUAUUAUUUAUAACAUGCUUUUUAAACUUUUAUGUUAAAUGUCAUGUAUCAGUAGCGAAAUUCUAUUAUUAUUAUUACUAGUUAGUAAUUUAAGGUUUAUUUAAGAAGAACAAAGGAAUGCGACCCGACGGAAAACAAAACCCAUCUGCAUUGAGGGAAGUUUGUCUUCUCUUUCAUUUUUUUUUUUAAUUCCAAAAAAAUGAC
Nicrophorus vespilloides is the source of this 1669-nucleotide messenger RNA. RefSeq names its product sodium/potassium-transporting ATPase subunit beta-1-like. Gene Ontology annotation, biological process: sodium ion export across plasma membrane; potassium ion import across plasma membrane; intracellular sodium ion homeostasis. Gene Ontology annotation, molecular function: ATPase activator activity. The coding region runs from base 429 to 1388 and encodes 319 amino acids. The record is from RefSeq and is a predicted model, not a curated record. Gene Ontology annotation, cellular component: sodium:potassium-exchanging ATPase complex. The transcript is spliced from 7 exons. NCBI's taxonomy places the organism in Eukaryota, Metazoa, Arthropoda, Insecta, Coleoptera, Silphidae.